AUGGACGCGAUCGCCAGCACCGGCCUCAAGAGGAAGUUUGAGGAUGCGGACGUGGGCUCGCCGGGCUCUAACUCGGACGACGAGAUCUCCAACAGCGACAGCGCCGAUAGCUGCGACAGCAUCAACCCCUCCAGCUCCACCGGUUUCAUACCCACCUCCAUCCUGAAGCGACAGAAGCAGCUUCGCAGGAAAAAUGUCCGCUUCGACCAAGUGACCGUCUACUACUUCGCCCGACGCCAGGGCUUUACCAGCGUCCCCAGCCAAGGCGGGAGCUCCCUGGGCAUGGCCCAACGCCACAACUCCGUCCGUCGUUACACGCUCUGCGAGUUCGCCCAGGAGCAGGAGGUGAAUCACCGGGAGAUCUUACGGGAGCACCUCAAAGAAGAGAAACUCCACGCUAAGAAAAUGAAGCUCACCAAGAACGGCACAGUGGAGUCGGAGGAAGCGGACGGGCUGACGCUGGAGGACGUCUCCGACGAUGACAUCGACGUGGAGAACGUAGAAGUGGACGACUAUUUCUUCCUGCAGCCGCUGCCUACCAAACGCCGCCGAGCUUUGCUGCGAGAGUGCGCCUGCGACUGCCGCCUCUACUGUGACCCUGAGGCCUGUGCCUGUAGCCAGGCGGGGAUUAAAUGCCAG
Molecule: messenger RNA, 639 nt
Organism: Cariama cristata (Red-legged seriema)
Lineage: Eukaryota; Metazoa; Chordata; Aves; Cariamiformes; Cariamidae
Gene: CSRNP2
Product: cysteine-serine-rich nuclear protein 2
Exons: 4
Biological process (GO): regulation of transcription by RNA polymerase II
Cellular component (GO): nucleus
Molecular function (GO): sequence-specific DNA binding; DNA-binding transcription factor activity, RNA polymerase II-specific
Source: RefSeq, a predicted model, not a curated record